This is a messenger RNA of Symbiodinium sp. CCMP2592, 6864 nucleotides long. The record is from the annotation of a GenBank genome assembly. Lineage: Eukaryota; Dinophyceae; Suessiales; Symbiodiniaceae.
AUGGCAUGCCAGAAGCUGUUGGUCGACAGUGUCGCGGCAAACGAGAGCCUGGUCAUCGUUCCUCCGGACACCCAGAUUCUGAACUUCACCCACGUAUUGAUCUACGCAACAUCCGGGUUCUCGGAGCAGACGACUCCCGCAAGCCAGCAGAUUCUGGAUGCCAACGCGUCUGUGUCGAGCAUCCGCUUUGUGGACAAAGACCUCGAGUCCGAGGAGCUUGGCGGCGAUGUGUCCUGGACGGCCCCGGAAGGCUUCCUGGAGAGGGUGGACGCCUACGUGCUGUACCUGAGUGCCACUGCCGGCGGUGAUCAGCGCCUAAGCCUUGGCACGGAGGUGGCAGUGGGAACAGACGUCAGGAGCAUUCCUGCGGAGACCAAAACUGGCGGCAGAGCCUUUAUCGCAGUCUUCACUCGCUCCUCUUUGGCUGAGCAGUCGACGCCGGUGGCACUCCAGUUCUCAGACGCAGUGUCAGUGGUCGAGAAUGUGAGCUUCCCGGAUUUCGACUUGGAUUCUGCAGACCUUGGUGGCAUCCUGACUUGGUCGGAGCCAACGGACACGAGCCAGGUUGAGCACUACAAUGUGUACUUUGCAAGGAGGUGCUCUCAGGGCGAGUAUGUCGAAAGCGUGAACUCGACAGUGGCGACGGUCAUCUCUGAUGUUUCCGACGUCUUUUGCGAUGUCGAGUUCUUCGGGACAGUGCGGCAAGGAGUGGACGAAUUAGUGGUACCUCCCGAGACGCCCAUGCGCAACUUCUCCCACUUCUUGGUGUAUGCAAAUUCUUCCUUGGCCGAGCAAAGCCUGCCAGCGGAGCACGAAAUCUUCGACAUGAACGCGAGCGUCUCAGACAUAAGAUUCCAAGACCAGGACUUGGAUGAAACUGAAAUUGGAGGGCAGGUCUACUGGCUUCCACCCCUCGACAGCAGUCGCGUCCAGGACUACAUUCUCACCCUGGCCUUGAGCCCCACUGGCACUGCGAGAUCCCAGGUAGGGCCGAGCUUGCCUGUCGGGAACGAGACCCAGGCACUAGACCCUGAGACUGUCAUUGCCGAAGACGCAUAUGUUGUUGUGUAUACGCGGUCUCCGCUGGCGGAGCAAACGACUCCGGUCGAUCUGAAGAUUGUGGACUCCAUUGCAUCGGUAUCCAACAUCAGCUUCCCUGAUUUCGACCUUGACGAGGGCGAUCUCGGAGGCCUCUUAGAAUGGCAGCGGCCCAGCACCACCGGAAGUGACGAGAUCGAGCUUUACAUUGUCUACUUCGCUUCGUGUGGCGAUGCGAACGGGUCAGACAGUUGCAGUGCGAAGUCCUACUAUUCCGAGACCUCCUUUGGGACAGAGAACUUGACGGUGGACCCAGAGACGUCCAUCGACAACUUCACCCACUGGCUUAUCUACACCCGGUCGAGCCUGGUCGAACAGACCUACCCGGUGGCGCACAAAAUAUUUGACGCUACCUCCAGCGUGUCAGGAAUUCAAUUCACCGACAAAGACCUCGACGCCUCGGAGCUCGGAGGCACCACCUAUUGGCUGCAGCCUGCCUACGACGCCCGAGUGCGGUUCUACAAUGUGUACCUUUCGGCAGAUCCAGCAGGUGGUGGUCGUUCGCAAUUGGGCGCCGUCGAAGCAGCGGAAAGCAGCUUCGCGCUCCCGCCCGAUACAUCCUCGCAAGACUUCGUUUUCCUGGCGGUGUACACAGAGUCUGAGCUGGUCGAGCAAACCACGCCGGUGGCUCUGAAUUUCCUAGACAGAGAGUCUUUGGUUCAGAAUGUCACCUUUCCAGAUUUCGAUCUGGACUAUGAUGACCUUGGUGGCACUUUGGCAUGGCAGAAACCUGCAGAUGCCACGCAGGUGACACACUACGUUGUUUACAUGGUCAACGUUCCGGAAGAGGCUGAAUUGGCGGAUGACUGCAACGCCAUGUGGACAGAAAGCUUCGAUGCUCGCAUCUUCGCGGACUUCAACCAGAGCUACCUUCCAAGUCCAGGGCUCGCCUUGAUCAAUGGCAUCAAUGCUUCGAUCUUGUGCAACCGGUCUUUCUACGCCUGGGUCGACGUGAGUGUGGAGUCCAUUGCGGUGCCAGAAAACCUGACGCUGCGGCCGUACACGCACUGGGCCGUUUACUCCAUGUCUUCGCUUGUGGAGCAGUCCACGCCUACUUCCUUGAAGAUCUAUGAUAUGGUGGCGAACGUGUCCAACAUUACGUUCCAAGGAUUGGACUUGGACUUGGCGCACUUGGGUGGAACCGUUGCAUGGCAGCCACCAGAGAUCAUGGAGCGCGUGUACGGUUACGCCGUGUACCUGGCCGAGAGUGCUGCAGGGGACCAGCGUUUCCAGAUUGGAAACGAGGUGCUUGCCGGCACCGACGCCUUGUUGGUGCCGUCCAACACACUGCGAGAAUCCUACACUCACUUCGCAAUCUACACGCGCUCCACCCUAGCAGAACAGACGACUCCCUCCUCCUUGGCUUUCCUUGACGAAGUGUCCAAAGCAGGAAAUGUAACUUUCGUCGAUGAUGACCUUGACCGCUACGAGAUCGGAGGCGACUUGAUAUGGCUGCAGCCCGACGAUGACAGCGAAGUGCAACACUACCAGAUCUACUUAGCCGAGGACAGCUCUGGGAGCAAUCGCUCUUUGCUGGGCAAUGCAAGCCAGGGUGUGCACACAUUUUCUGUGCCGCCUAAUACGGCCUUGAUGUCCUUUACGCACCUCACUGUCUUUGCUCAGUCCAUUCUGUCCGAGCAGACCACGCCGAGUUCAGUCCUGAUCGUGGACACCAUUGCAAGCGUUGCCAACCUCCGUCUCAUCGACCUGGAUCUGGAUCCUUUAGAGAUUGGCGGCCGUGCAACAUGGACUCCACCAGCGAACAUUGCACUGGUGGAGGCUUACCGGAUGUACUUGGCCGCAGAUGCUUCUGGCUUAGGGCGCAGCCAGGUGGGGCUGGAAGUGCCAGUUGGCACCAACCAGCAAGACCUUUCCGCGGAGACGGCGCUGGAACCCUUCUCACAUGUGGUGGUUUACACUCGAUCGAGCUUGGAGGAGCAGAGCACGCCUGAAGCGCUUUCGCUCAUCGACACGAUCGCGCAAGUGUCGGACAUCCGCUUCCCAGACUUCGACCUGGAUGAAACCGAUCUCGGGGGCCUGCUUGAGUGGACCGAGCCAGCCGACACCUCACAGGUGCUGUACUACGACGUCUACAUGGUGGAUGUUCUGGAAAAUAUCUCUUCCUGCGCAUAUCAGCGUAACGAAAGUGAAGCCUCGAACAGCGGCCCAGGCGGCAUAUGUCCUCGGCUGCAGAUGGGGACCACCGACGUGAGCAUUGCCAACUUGAGCGUGCCCGCCGACACGGACCUUUCCAACUACUCCUACUUUGCCAUCUUUGCACGCUCCUCGCUCGUCGAGCAGACAACACCUGCCACCCAUCUCAUCUUCGAUAUGGUAGCGAGCGUUUCCGGCAUCAGGUUCACAGACCGGGAUCUUGACUUGGAGCAAUUGGGUGGAGAGGUGCACUGGACACCGCCGGCCCUGACGCAGCGUGUGGACAGCUACCGGCUUUACCUGGCGGACGAUCCGACAGGUCUUGGCCGAUCUCAGAUUGCCAAGGAUGUUCCAGAAGGUCUCCACCAGGAAGACAUUCUUCCAGAAACCACAGCUUAUCCGUUCUUGGUGAUCUACACACGUUCUCUUCUGGCAGAGCAGACCACGCCCGUGUCCUUGCUUCUGGAGGACAAGCAUGCACCGGUGUCGAACAUUAGCUUCCCGGAUUUCGAUCUUGAUGCCACAGAUUUGGGCGGCACAUUGACCUGGGAACCUCCCGAAGAUCAAAGUCAGAUCGAACACUAUGUGAUCUACUUGGCUUGGUUGACAGACAAUGCGUCGGAGUGUCCUCUGGCCAUGUCGUCCGACAGCUAUGUUGCCGUGAUAUCUGGCUCCAUGAGCUUCGUCCUCGCUGGGGCAACGCAGAGUCAGGUGGAGCUGGCAGUAGCGGCGGCCCUGGCUUCCUCCAUGGGGCUGGACCCCGCCACGGUGGACGUCUCCGCCGUGCCGGCACGCCGACUGACGAGGAGGCCGUAUCGGCGACUCGCCCAGUCCUGGACAGUGCAGUAUCAGAUCAUCACGCCGGUUGGGCAAGACGUGAGCAUCCGGAAUGCCAUCGGAGCACUGCAAACCCAGCCCCAGGAUUUCGCCCCAGCACUUGCCGUGGAACUUCUUAGCCUUGGAGUACAAGGAUCGGAUGUGGCCAGCUUGACGGUGCAAAGCUUCACGUCACCUACGGUGGCCUACAUGCUCCCUAGUCUUGUCACGCCCGUGGUCAUCUCGGAAAUUAAUGUCACGGAGACGGAUUUCGCGAAUGUCAGCAACGACACCGCGAUGACUUCAGCGCCGACAACGCAUACAUUGACUGUCACAAGAUCCUCAACGACCUGGGCUGCUGGCGAAGAGGACUCAACGAACAGUAGCCGAGACGAUGCCACAGUGCGUCCUCUCCCUUCUACGACCACGACUUCGGCUGACGACAGCGACGAGGAGGAAGACAGUGACAAUACAACACGAUCGACAACCGCCACCGAAGAGGAGGAAUCAACCACAGCAGCACGUGCAACCUCGCGAACCGUUUCGACCACUUCAACGAAGUCGUUCUCCACCAGUGAAUCGACAGACGACAGUGACAGUGAUGAUAGCGAUGGUGCAAACCAGACAUCUUCCGAGGAGUAUACAGUCUCAACGACUUCGUCAACCACCUGGGACGAGGGCGGCAACUGGAGCUGGUGGAACGAAACUGCGAGAGAACUGCGAAGGCUGUCCUCAGCACCUCUGUUCGACCCUUUUGCCGCCGUGGGCAAGGUCAAUUUCACCGGCCUGGUGAUGUGCUACAGGACACUCUUUGGAAAUGCAUCGAAUGGAACCUACAAUUUCACUGUGCCACCGGACACUGCAUUGGAGAGGUACACUCACUUCCUUGUGUACAGCUCAUCGCCUCUCGCGGAGCAGACCACUCCGGAGAUACACUUGAUCUAUGACAUGGAUGCCAGUGUCAGCAACAUUACCUACCAGGGCAAGGACUUGGACUCUCUGGAGCUCGGCGGUCAGAUUGCGUGGGUCGAGCCGGAGCUCAUGGAAAGGGUGCAAGGCUACAUGAUCUACUUGGCCAUCCUCUCCGAUGGCACAGGCAAGUCCCAGGUUGGAGGCGAAGUUCCUGCGGGCACUCACGACACUGCACUCUUCCCAGAACAGCCCAGAGGCGCCUUCGACUUCUUCACGGUGCCUCGGUCCAGUCUCGUGGAACAGACCACGCCGGUGUUCCUGGCAAUAGAGGAUGAAGUUUCCUAUGCGCGCAACGUGAGCUUUGUCGACGACGACUUGGACGAGAAUGAGCUAGGUGGUUGGCUGCAGUGGCGCAUUCCGGAGGAUGCCAGCGAGGUCACGCACUACAUUGUCUACCUGGCUGAGAACGAAGCUGGCGACAACCGAAGCCUACUGGGAAACGUGACGGUCGGAACGCAUGAGUUCCACGUCCCGGCGGACACCGCCUUGGAGUCAUUCAGGUUCCUAACAGUCUUCGCGCGCUCCAGCUUGGCCGAGCAGACGACUCCGCGCUAUGUCGAAAUCAUCGACACGGUGUCUAGCGUCUCCAACAUUGGAUUCACUGACAAGGAUCUCGAUUGGGAUGAGCUGGGCGGCUACGUGGACUGGCAGGCUCCUGCGAGCCACAGCCAAGUCCUCUUCUACGAGCUGUACUUGGCGGAGAGCUCCAUGGGCAAGAGCCGUCUGAACUAUCCCAGCGGGAGCAUUCCGGUCGGGACCACAGAGGUGCUGUGGCCCGCGGAGACGCCCAAAGCAGCCUUCACGCACUUCGUCGUCUACACGAAGUCCUGGCUUGCGGAACAGACUACGCCAGUAGCCCUGGAAUUUGAGGACAAGGUGUCGCUGGUCCGUGACAUCUCCUUUCCAGACUUUGAUCUGGAUCUGGAGGACAUUGGAGGGACCAUCUCCUGGGAAGCACCGAACGACACCAGCCAGGCUAACACGACUGAUGGCUGCAACACCAGCUACCAGCAGCAGCCAGAGGAAGCCAACACCUCAACGGACUGGUGCCUGCUGACCUACAUGGGCAAUGCAUCCGUUGGGGAGCACGACCUUUUCAUCCCUCCAGACACAGGCAGAUAUGAGAUCGAAGCUUUGGGCGUGCCCCCGUACACACACGUGGCAGUCUUCAGCUUGAGCUCUCUGGUGGAGCAGACCACUCCUAUGACCCUGGUCUUCUGGGAUGAGAUUGCCAGCGUUUCCAAUAUCAGGUUCGUAGACCAAGACCUCGAUGAGGUUGACCUGGGCGGAGAUGUGCACUGGGAGGCUCCAGGAUCGGUGCGGGUCUCAGCGUACCUUGUGAAGCUUGCCACCGACGAGCUAGUUCCGACUGACCACUCGCAGAUCGGCCUCGAUGUCCCAGCGGGCACAUACAAUCUCCUGGCUCCAGCAGACAUGAACCCAUUGCACUACUCUCGGAUCGUCGUUUACACCAGGUCCACGCUUGCGGAACAGACGACUCCCGUGGGCUACCAGUUUGUGGACAAGUCGUCACCUGUGCUGAAUGUGUCCUUCUUUGACUACGACCUGGACGAAACCGACUUGUAUGGAGACCUUUUAUGGGAAGCACCGAACGACGAAGAACAAGUGCUGGAGUACUAUGUGUACAUGGCGGAGAACAGCACCGGUAAGGAGAGGUCCUUGACGGGCAUCGCGCCCCGCGGAGUGGCUCGUCCUGUGUUCCGCAGAGAGGUCUCCACGCUGUGCGAGCUCGUGAACGAGAGGUUGACUUUGCAGUUUGCAAACUUUGCAACGCGAGGUGUACAACGUGAGCAUCCUGGCUGA